Linum trigynum is the source of this 1819-nucleotide messenger RNA. The record is from the annotation of a GenBank genome assembly. NCBI's taxonomy places the organism in Eukaryota, Viridiplantae, Streptophyta, Magnoliopsida, Malpighiales, Linaceae.
CUCCCUCUCUUCUCCACAUUCAUUGCAAGCCCUCCAAUAGCAAUACUCUUUCUAUCCCUCCAACAUUAACUUUUACUGCCAUAAAAUAUUACCAAGUUGGAGAAAGUUAAGACACCAACAUAGCCAUCCAUGGCUAUAGCAACUAGUACUACCAGAAUGCUCACUGCAUGUCUUCUGCUCUACCUUUGCCUCUUCACUGCUCCCAGUAGCUGCUCAUCUUCAACUUCAGCAGCAGGAAUGGUUGAGGGCUCCAAACAUGGCAUCACGGUGAAUCCAAAUGAUCUCCCUCUAUAUUACAAGGAUGAUGGAUACCAUGGGCAAGAAGAAGUGAAGAACAAGGUGGAGGUGAUGAUGAUGAUGAAGAAGAAGACAAGGAAGGUGCUUAUGAUGGAUGUGGCCGAUUAUGAUGAAACUGGGGCUAACUCUAAACAUGACCCACGGAAGGGCAGGCACCCUUAAUCAUAUUAUAAACAUAAUAUAAAUAUAAUAUAAUUCCCACCUUAUAGUAUAUUUAUUCAUGUUUAGCAUCGUCAAACCCACUAUAUUAAUUACGAUCAUUAUUGAGUAAUUCCUAAUUAAAUUCCAGUUUCGGAUAGCUCCAGCCUCCAGAUUUGAGGGAGAUGUAUUAAACAUGCUUGCUUCAUUGACUAUAAGAUUAAUGAAUAAGGGAAGCAGCUAAUCACAUUAUAUUAUAUAUAUGAUUAAUUAGUUAAUGUAUCUGUUCUUGAUAAAUAAUAUUACUGUUUACUGGUUGUGAUGGGUGAUGAUGUGGCGAGUGAAAUUAGAAUCCCUGAACGACAUUUGGGGAAAACGAUUAUAUUUUUUUUGAGAUUAGAUGUUACGGUUCAUUGAGGGAAUUAGGUACAUAUUGCAUGAAUGCAAAUGACUUUACUACAUGGAUUUAGCAUUAUGCAUCGAACCCAACUCAUAACAAAAUCGUCCAAUACCUACUUACGGAGAUCAUAACACCGUAUCAGAGGUUGUAUCGGAAAAGUCAAUGGAAUGAUAUUUUGUAUUUAAACCGCGAUACCGGUAAAACUGCCUAUCGAUUUAGACUUCAAUAGACAAUUUUUUUUGGUUGGACCACCAGUACGAUACGGUUUUGUUAACUCUGAUACCUACUCAACCAUUGAAGACCAUUGAAGGUAUAGAGGAAGAUAAACCAGUCAUAAGGGUCGAGUUUGGCAUUACCAUUACCAUUACCAUUAAUGACUUCGAAACCUUUUCCCCCUUCCACUAUUAUGCUUGGCACACUUUGGCUACCCACAAAAAGAGGCCAGGAAGCUGCCACCACCAUAACAAAUCCACAAACACCUUCUCCUGCAACUCAAUUUUCAACUCUUUCAUCCCUCCACUAUACAGCUAUGGUGGGCUGCAACUAGUCUAAGAACAUCCACUGCCGAAAAGCACACUGAAAAUGACCUAAUCACAAACACUCAUCCCACCAUCAUCACAUUCUUGCAUCUGUCACAUUCAACCUUCAACAGAGCUAGCUAUGGCUGUACCGUGUGUAGCCUGUAAGUAAGAAACAUCUCAUGUCCAAGUAAGCUGUGAUUUAUGUAGAUGUGUUUUUCUGGCGAGAAAAUCUAGAUGUACAGAAAUGAAAUUUUGCACCUUUUUGACUUCCAAACAAACGAUUAACAAACACGGUUCAUACCUCUUUGAACAAAAAGUUCAAACAAGGGUGUUCGAUGUUCUUGAUGAUCUACGAGACAAACUAAAUUACAUUAACUCUACUCCUAUGGAGGUUCAGUGAGAGCUCCAGAAAAUACGACUAUGGCUAUAUUUGCAGAGGAAAAAAUAAAAGGAUAAAAGUUGG